Egretta garzetta (little egret) is the source of this 16867-nucleotide messenger RNA. It is a transcript of the gene MACF1, whose product is annotated as microtubule actin crosslinking factor 1. The record is from RefSeq and is a predicted model, not a curated record. The transcript has 94 exons. Gene Ontology annotation, molecular function: microtubule binding; calcium ion binding; structural molecule activity. Gene Ontology annotation, cellular component: intermediate filament; cytoplasm; actin cytoskeleton. Gene Ontology annotation, biological process: regulation of microtubule-based process; wound healing; regulation of focal adhesion assembly. Lineage: Eukaryota; Metazoa; Chordata; Aves; Pelecaniformes; Ardeidae.
UCCCGGGCUUGGGCGAUGGAGAGGCGGCAUCUCUGCGGGGAGGAGAGGCGGCUGAGCGCCUGCCUGGUGUGCCGGAUGUGCUGCAUCGAUGAACGGGACAGAGUCCAAAAGAAAACCUUCACGAAAUGGGUCAAUAAACACUUGAUGAAGGUGCGCAAGCACAUCAACGACCUCUACGAAGACUUGCGAGAUGGCCACAACCUCAUCUCCCUCCUGGAGGUGCUGUCGGGAGUGAAGCUGCCACGUGAGAAGGGGCGGAUGCGUUUCCACCGGCUGCAGAACGUGCAGAUCGCCCUGGAUUUCCUGAAGCAGCGACAGGUGAAACUGGUGAACAUUCGCAACGAUGACAUUACGGACGGCAACCCCAAGCUCACCCUGGGGCUCAUAUGGACGAUCAUCCUCCACUUCCAGAUCUCCGACAUCUACAUCAGCGGGGAGUCGGGGGAUAUGUCGGCCAAGGAGAAGCUGCUUCUGUGGACACAGAAGGUGACAGCGGGUUACAUCGGCGUGAAGUGCACCAACUUCUCAUCAUGCUGGAGCGAUGGGAAGAUGUUCAACGCACUCAUCCACAGAUACAGGCCAGAUCUGGUGGACAUGGAGAGGGUGCAGAUCCAGAGUAACCGGGAGAACCUGGAGCAGGCCUUUGAGAUUGCCGAGCGGCUGGGAGUCACGCGGCUGCUGGACGCCGAAGAUGUGGACGUCCCCUCUCCGGAUGAGAAAUCCGUGAUAACUUAUGUGUCUUCAAUCUACGAUGCCUUUCCCAAAGUCCCUGAGGGAGGAGAAGGGAUCAGUGCUAUCGAGGUGGAUUCGAGGUGGCUGGAGUACCAGAGCCGCGUGGAGUCCCUCAUCUCAUGGAUCAAGCAGCACACGAUACUCAUGUCUGACAAAUCCUUCCCCCAGAACCCUGUAGAGCUAAAGGCACUUUAUAACCAGUACAUACACUUCAAAGAAACUGAAAUCCCAGCGAAAGAGCAGGAAAAAGGAAGGAUAGAGGAGCUCUACAAACUAUUAGAGGUGUGGAUUGAGUUUGGACGCAUCAAGUUGGCCCAGGGGUACCACCCCAACGACGUGGAGGAGGAGUGGGGCAAGCUCAUCAUUGAGAUGCUGGAGCGCGAGAAGCUCCUGCGGCCAGCGGUGGAGAGACUGGAACUGCUGCUACAAAUCGCUAACAAAAUCCAGAAUGGUGCUCUGAGCUGCGAAGAAAAACUCACUCUUGCAAAGAACACGCUGCAAGCUGACGCUGCUCACCUGGAGUCGGGCCAGCCGGUGCAGUACGAAUCCGACGUCGUCGUGUAUCUGCAGGAGUGCGAGGGGCUCAUCCGCCAGCUACAGGUGGAUGUGCAGAUCCUUCGGGAUGAGAAUUACUACCAGCUGGAGGAGCUGGUGUUCAGGAUCAUGCGGCUGCAAGACGAGCUGGUGACACUGAGGCUGGAAUGCACCAACCUGUACAGGAAAGGCCACUUCUCCACCCUGGAGCUGGUGCCCACUUCCACGCUGAGCACGACGCACUUGAAGGGCGAGUCCCUGACGAAAGGGCUGCACACCUCCUCUGCCUCCUGGUUCCGGAAGCCCAUGACCAGGACAGAGCUGGUGGCCAUCUCUUCUUCCGAAGACGAAGGCAGCCUCCGGUUCGUGUACGAGCUGCUGGCAUGGGUGGAGGAAAUGCAGAUGAGACUGGAGCGGGCAGAGUGGGGGAGCGACCUGCCGAGCGUGGAAACCCAGCUGGAGACCCAGCGGCACAUCCACACCAGCGUGGAGGACCUGGGCUCCAGCGUAAAGGAGGCGCGGAUGUAUGAGGGUAAAAUGUCUCAGAAUUUCCGUGCUAGCUACACGGAGACGCUUGGCAAGCUGGAGACGCAGUACUGCAAGCUGAUGGAAACCUCAAGCUUCCGGCUGAGGCACCUCCAGAGCCUGCACGGGUUUGUGUCUCGGGCCACCGCCGAGCUGAUUUGGCUGAAUGAGAAGGAGGAGGAGGAACUGGCCUACGACUGGAGCGACAACAACCCUAACAUCGCAGCCAAGAAAAGCUAUUUCUUGGAGCUGACAACGGAGCUGGAAGAGAAGCAGGACAUCUUCCGCUCCCUCCAAGACACAGCUGAGCUGCUGUCCCUGGAAAACCACCCAGCCAAGCAAACCGUAGAGGCCUACAGUGCUGCCGUGCAGACGCAGUGGCAGUGGAUUAAGCAGCUCUGCCUGUGUGUAGAACAGCACGUGAAGGAGAACGCUGCCUAUUUCCAGUUUUUCAGCGAUGCCCGUGAGUCGGAGACCUACCUGCGCACCCUGCAGGACUCCAUCAAAAGGAAGUAUUCUUGUGACCAUAACACAAGCCUGACGCGGCUGGAGGACCUGCUGCAGGACUCCAUGGAUGAGAAGGAGCAGCUCAUUCAGUCAAAGAGCUCCGUCGCCAGCCUGGUGGGACGGUCCAAAACCAUCGUUCAGCUCCGACCCAGGAACCCGGAGCACCUUGUGAAGAGCACGAUCCCUAUCAAGGCUGUUUGUGACUAUCGGCAGAUCGAGAUCACCAUCUGCAGGAACGACGAGUGUGUGCUGGAGGACAAUUCCCAGAGGACCAAGUGGAAGGUGAUCAGUCCCACGGGGAACGAGGCCAUGGUGCCCUCUGUCUGCUUCCUGAUCCCCCCUCCCAACAAAGAGGCCAUCGAGAUGGCCAACAGGGUAGAACAGUUGUACCAGAAAGUGAUGGCGCUCUGGCACCAGCUCCACAUGAACACAAAGAGCCUCAUCUCCUGGAAUUAUCUGCGGAAGGACAUAGCCCUGGUGCAAAGCUUCAGCAUGGAAAAGCUCAGAUCCUUAGCACAAGGGGAGUGCCAGCAAGCCAUGAAGAGCCUCCAGGCGCACUAUGAGGACUUUCUGCAGGACAGCCGGGACUCAGAGCUCUUCUCAGUGUCGGACCGGCUGCGCCUGGAGGAGGAAGUGGAAUCUUCCAAGGAACACAUCCGGCAGCUGCUGGAGUCCAUGGAGAACGAAGACAAGGAUGAGACCGUUGCCAGGACGUAUCUCUCGGAGCUGAAGAAUAUCCGUCUGCGCCUGGAGGAGUGUGAGCAGAGGCUCGUGAGCCGAAUCCAGUCCCCAAGCAGCGCCCGAGCAGAUGGUGAUACUAUCCAGGAAAACACCAUCCGCAUUGCGGAGCAGGAGCGCAUGCAGGAGGAUCUGCAGCGGCUGCAGUCAGACCUGCGGUUCGUUUCUGAGAGAUGCUACAGCUUCCUCGACAAGGCGCCCGCAGGGUCCAGCACGCCCCACUUGCGUUCGGAACUUGACUUGGUGGUGAACAAGAUGGACCAGAUGUAUGGGCUGUCUUCCAUCUACCUGGACAAGUUGAAGACCGUUGAUGUUAUUAUUCGGAACACCCAAGGAGCAGAGUCUCUGGUCAAAGGGUACGAGGUUAAGCUGAGCCAAGAGGAGGCAGUCCCCGCCGACCUGGCAGCUAUUCAGUCUCACAGAGCGGCGUUGCAGCAAUGGCUCGGGGAAGUGAAGGACAAGAGCUCUGUCUUCUCCACGUUGGAGGAGGAGAUGGCGAAGGCAAAGGCAGUGGGAGAGCAGCUCUACCAGCGGAGACAAGAGCGCAGCAUCGACCUCGAGCGCUAUCAGGAGAAGGGAAGCCAGCUGUGGGACCGCUGGCAGCGAGCCUGCGCCCAGAUUGAGACCCGCCACGCAGAGCUGGAGAGCAUCCAGGAGGUGCUGAGUGAUUACCGGCAGUGCCAUGGUGCCCUAAUCCAGUGGAUCGAGGAGAUCACGGUCCAGCAGGAGCUGAUGAAGCCCGGGCAGGCGGAGGACAGCCGGGUGCUGUCGGAGCAGCUGAGCCAGCAAACGGCUUUGGCUGCGGAAAUUGAGAAGAAUCAAGCCAAGCUGGACCAGUGUCAGAAAUUCUCCCAGCAAUACUCAGCUGCUGUCAAGGACUACGAGCUGCAGCUCAUGACGUACAGGGCGUUCGUCGAGUCGCAGCAGAAGUCUCCCAUGAAACGCCGGCGCAUGCUCUCGUCCUCGGACGCCAUCACGCAGGAGUUCAUGGAUUUGCGGACUCGCUAUACAGCUCUGGUAACGUUAACCACGCAGCACGUGAAGUACAUCAGCGACGCUCUCCGGCGGCUGGAGGAGGAGGAGAAAGUAGUGGAGGAGGAGAAGCAGGAGCAUGUGGACAAGGUGAAGGAGCUCCUGGGCUGGGCCCUGGGCUUGAAACAGAGCGUGCAGGGCAGGACGGCUGGUACCGGGAGCAGAGAGCUGGGCGAGAUCGAGAAGUCCAUCUCAGAGCAGCAGGCCCUGAACGAGGAGCUGGCUGCAAAGAAGGAGCAGGUCUCUGAGGCCAUCAAAACUUCACAAAUCUUCCUGGCAAAACACAGCCACAAGCUUUCCCAUCCGGAGAAGGAACAGAUUUCUGCUCAGAUCGGUGCCCUCAAGGAGACCUACCAGGCGCUCUGCAGCGAUUCCACGGAGCAGCUCCAGCAGCUCCAGAGCCAGCUGGCUCAGGAGACAGAGCACAAGACGCUGCAGGAGCAGCAGGCAGCCCGGGCGCAGAGCCUGGCUGAGCUGAGCCGCUGGCUGCACCAAGCCGAGGGCACGCCUGAGCUGCAGAGGAACAUGCACACCCGAGCCGCCUCCUUCGCCAGCAUCCUGAAAAGCACCGAGGAGUUUUUGGAGGAGAACAAGGCAAAGAUGGAGCCCGGGGAGCUGGCAGCACUGCAGGAGAAGCUCCAGCGUGCCAAGGAGCAGUACCGGUCCCUGCAGGAGAGGACAGAAGUGGCCCAGAAGGAGCUGGAGAGCGCUGUGACUGCUGCAGUGCAGCAGGAGACCGAGAAGGCAGAGCAGCAGAGAGCAGCCAGCGAAGGGGACCUGUCCGCCUUGCAGCAGAGGCAAAGUGAUGUUAAGGAGCUGCAGAGGAACAUGCACACCCGAGCCGCCUCCUUCGCCAGCAUCCUGAAAAGCACCGAGGAGUUUUUGGAGGAGAACAAGGCAAAGAUGGAGCCCGGGGAGCUGGCAGCACUGCAGGAGAAGCUCCAGCGUGCCAAGGAGCAGUACCGGUCCCUGCAGGAGAGGACAGAAGUAGCCCAGAAGGAGCUGGAGAGCGCUGUGACUGCUGCAGUGCAGCAGGAGACCGAGAAGGUGAAAGCUGCCAAAGAGCUGGAGGAGAACAGCAAUAAGAUCGAUUCCCUUUUGAACUGGGUGGCAUCGCUGGAGCAGAAGGGAGGGCUCCUGGAGUACAGACCGCACCCCAUCGAGCAAGCACCAGGGGUGCGAGCGGGGACGGGCACUCAGGACGUCCCCGAUGGCCACGUGGUGGGAGCAGACAGCGCUGCCGAGAGCCUGGAUGAGCAGUAUGAGAGGCUGAAGGCCCAGCACCAGGAGCUGCUGUCCCAGCAGCAGGACGUCAUCCUGGCCACGCAGUCGGCGCAGGCUUUCCUGGACAAGCAUGGCCACAGCCUGGCUGGGCAGGAGCGGGACCGGCUCCAGGGCCGGCUGGCAGAGCUGAAGGACCAGUACGCAGCUUCCCUCUCGCAGUCGGAAACGCGGCUGAAGCAAGUGCAAGUCCUGCGGGACGAGCUGCAAAAGUUCUUGCGGGAUCAUGGGGAGUUUGAGGCUUGGCUGAAGCAAGCGGAGCAGGAUCUGGAGGGGAUGUACAAGGGGGACAGUGACCCCACGGCCCUCCGGCAGCUGCUCCUGCGGCAGGGGAGCUUCUCAGAAGAUGUGAUCUCCCACAAAGGCGACCUGAGGUUUGUUACCAUGUCGGGGCAGAAGGUGCUGGACGCGGAGGGAGCUGCUGGGGAUGCAGGGUCCCAGCCCCUGAUGUCUGGGAGCGUGGUCAAGAGCAAGCUGGAGGAUGCAACGCAGCGAUACACCACGCUACACUCCAAGUGCACCAAGCUGGGCUCCCACCUGAACACCUUGCUGGAUCACUACCAGCAGUUCCAGGAGGUGGCGGAGUCUCUCAGGACUUGGCUGCAGGAGAGUGAAGCUGCCGUUGGGAAACUGCUUUCGGAGACAGUUUCUUCAGAUCCAGCCGUUCUGCAAAAGCAGCUCACCAGUGCUAAGCAGCUGCAGGGAGACCUCGCUGAGCAUCAGGUGCCGGUGGAGAAGCUCCAGAAAGCGGCUCGGUCCCUGCUGGAGGGUCCAGGGGAGCCAGCCCCGGACCACGGGGGCAUUCAGGAUACAACAGAUGCCAUCAUGAGCCGCUUCCAGAGCCUCUCCCAGCAGAUGGCCGAGCGCUCGGACCUGCUGCAGAAAUCCAUCGCCCAGUCCCAGAGCGUCCAGGAGAGCCUGGAGAGCCUCCUCCAGUCGGUGGCUGAGAUCGAGAAGAACCUGGAAGGAAACCAGCCAGCCAUGCUCUCCUCCUCCUCCAUCCAGGACUCGCUUGCCACGAGCACGAAGCUGAAGCAGGACAUCGCCAGGCAGAAGAGCUGCCUGGAAGCCACCCGGGAGAUGGUGACACGGUUCAUGGAGGCAGCAGACAGCCCCACAGCCUCUGCCCUGCAGGGCAAGCUGGCGGAGGUGACGGAGCAUUUCGGCAGGCUGUGCCAGCGGCAGCAGGAGAGGGAGGCCGCGCUGAAGGGCCUCCUCCCCAAGGUCGAGCAGUAUGAGCAGCUCGCGGAGAAGCUGCAGCAGUUCACGGAGAGCAGAGCACGGAUGUUGGCAGCUGGGAACCAGCCAGACCGCGACAUCGCUCGCUUCUCCCAGCACAUCCAGGAGCUGAAUUCAGAGAUGAGGCAGCACCAGGAGGACCUGGCCACCCUGGAGCACCUGGCUGCAGAGCUGGGCUCCUGCGGCUUCGCCCCCGGCACCUCCCAGCAGCAGGAGAAGCUGCAGAGCCUGAAGAAAGACUUUCUGCAGCUGCAGAAGGUGGCAAAAGAGAGAGAAAAGGAUGCAUCGUCCUGCCAGGAGCAACUGGAUGAAUUUCGGAAGCUGGUCGGGGCCAUGAGGAAGUGGCUGAGGGAGAGCGAAGGCAAAAUGCCGCCUGCCGAGACCUCUCUGGGCACCCAGGAGCUGCACAAAUGCCGGCAGCAGAUCCAGGAUCUCCUGGAGGAGUGGAAGGGGAAGGGGGCCCAGGUGGAGGAGAUCGGCUGCAGAGGGACCCUCCUGGAGAACCUGAUUGUGGAGAUUACGGCCCCCGACACCCCGUCCAAGGCAGGUGCCGCGCUGCCCGCUCCGGGAGGGUCAGUAGGCAGCGUGAACGGAUACCACACGUGCAAAGAUCUGACCGAGAUCCAGUGCGAUGUGGCGGACGUGACCCAGCAGUACCAGGCCCUCGGCGCGGCGCUGCAGGAACGCCAGCAGCAGCUCUCGGUGAUGCUGGAGAAGAUGCAAGAAGUGCAGGAGGAGGCAAGCUCCAUGCUGAAGUGGCUGGAGUCGAAGGAACGAACGCUGUCGGAGCUGGACGCCUCCUCCUCGCCCACCAAGACGGAGACGAUGAGAGCCCAGGCUGAGCACAACAAGGCAUUUCUGGCUGAAUUGGAACAGAAUUCAGGGAAGAUCCAGAAGGUAAAGGAAGCACUUUCGGGCUUGCUGGAGAAAUAUCCAGAUUCUCCAGAAGCAGCAAACUGGAAGAAGAUGCAGGAGGACCUGAAUUGCAGGUGGGAAAGAGCCAGCCAGGCGACGGCCGAGCGGCAGCAGAAGCUGGAGGAGUCGGCAAACCAGCUGGCCAGCUUCCAGGCUGCCGAAGCCCAGCUGCGCCCCUGGCUCAUGGAGAAGGAGCUGAUGAUGAGCGUGCUGGGACCCCUCUCCAUCGACCCCAACAUGCUGAAUGCGCAGAAGCAGCAGGUCCAGUUUAUGCUGAAGGAAUUUGAAGCACGCAGACAGCAGCAUGAGCAGCUCAACCAGGCAGCUCAGAGCAUCUUGACUCGCCCCGGCGAUGUUUCUCCAUCCACUAACCAGGUGCGAGAAGAGCUCCAAGGGGUUAAUCAGAAAUGGUCCGAGCUAACGGAACGCCUCAACUCCCGCUCCAGCCAAAUUGACCAAGCCAUAGUGAAGAGCACCCAGUACCAGGAGCUCCUCCAGGGCCUCUCUGAGAAGGUGAAGGCAGUUGGGCAGCGCCUAAGCAGCCAGUCGGCCGUCAGCACACAGCCCGAUGCCGUGAAACAGCAGCUGGAGGAAACCAGUGAGAUCCGCUCGGACCUGGAGCAGCUGGAAGAGGAGAUCGCAGAGGCUCAGACCCUCUGUGAUGACCUCUCUGUCCUCAUUGGGGAGCAGUAUCUCAAAGACGAGUUAAGGAAACGUCUGGAGACGGUGGCGCUUCCUCUCAAAGGGCUGGAAGACCUGGCAGCCGACCGGAUGAACCGACUGCAGACUGCGCUUGCAAGUUCCCAGCAGUUCCAGCAUAUGUUUGAUGAACUCAGGACCUGGCUAGAUGACAAACUGUGCCAGCAAGCUCAGAGCCAACCUAUUUCUGCUAAACUGGAGAGGCUACAGAGCCAAAUUCAGGAACAAGAAGAGUUCCAGAAGAGCCUCAACCAACACAGUGGCUCCUACGAGAUGAUUGUAGCCGAGGGAGAAUCUUUGCUGCUUUCUGUCCAGCCUGGGGAGGAGAAGACCACUCUGCAAAACCAGUUGGUCAGCCUCAAAACACACUGGGAAGAACUCAGCAAACAGGCUGCUGAUAGACACUCAAAGCUCAAGGACUGUUUGCAGAAAGCUCAGAAGUACCAACGGCACACAGAGGACCUCCUGCCUUGGGUGGAGGACUGCAAGGCAAAGAUGUCUGAGCUGGAAGUAACUCUGGAUCCUGUGCAGCUGGAGGCGACUCUUCUGAGAUCAAAGGCUAUGCUGAGUGACGUGGAGAAGCGUCGCUCCUUGCUGGAGAUGCUGAACAGCGCUGCCGACAUCUUGAUUGAUGCUUCUCAAACCGAUGAGGAUGACAUUCGGGAUGAGAAGGCUGGGAUCAAUCAGAAGAUGGAUGCCAUCACAGAAGAGCUGCAAGCCAAGACGGGCUCCAUCGAAGAAAUGUCACAGAGGCUCAAGGAGUUUCAAGAGAGCUUCAAGAACAUUGAGAAGAAGCUGGAAGGGGCGAAGCACCAGCUGGAGAUCUAUGAUGCACUAGGGCCACAAGCCUGCAGCAACAAGAAUUUGGAGAAGCUCAGGGCACAGCAGGAGGUGCUGCAGGCCCUGGAGCCACAAGUGGAUUAUCUGAAAAACUUCACUCAAGGUCUAGUAGAAGAUGCCCCAGAUGGGUCUGACUGUUCCCAGCUCUUAAGCCAAGCUGAGGUGGCUCAGCAGGACUUCAAAGCUGUGAAGCAGAAAGUAAAUGACUGCUGCACGCUCAUGGAAAACAAGCUUGAAGGGAUCGGCCAAUUCAAUAAUCGGGUGAGGGAGAUGUUCUCUCAACUGGCAGAUCUCGAUGAUGAGUUAGACAGCAUGGGCCCCAUCGGGAGAGACUCUGACAGCCUUCAGUCCCAAGCAGAGGACGUUCGCACAUUCCUGGGCAAACUCCACAGGCUGAAGUCUGACAUUGAAGCUUCUGAAAGUGAAUGUAAGAAGAUGCUGGAGGAUGAAGGGAGCCCCGAUUUAUUAGGACUGAAACGUGAAUUGGAGACACUGAAUAAACAGUGCAGCAAACUGACCGAGAGAGGCAAGAACCGUCAGGAGCAGGUAGAAACGACACUGUCUCGUGUCGAGGACUUUUACAACAGGCUGAAGGAGCUGACCCACAUGACAACCGCGGCGGAGGAGAACGAGGCAUUGCAGUGGGUGGUGGGAACAGAGGUGGACACCAUCAACCAGCAGUUGGCAGACUUCAAGCUGUUCCAGAAGGAGCAAGUGGAUCCUCUCCAGCUAAAACUACAGCAAGUCAAUGGAGUUGGUCAAGGACUCAUCCAAAGCGCCGGGAAAAACUGUGACGUCCAAGGGCUGGAGCAUGACAUGGAAGAAAUCAACACCCGCUGGAACACCCUCAACAAGAAGGUGGCCCAAAGAGUUGCUCAGCUGCAAGAGGCCCUGUUGCACUGCGGGAAGUUCCAGGAUGCCCUGGAGCCGUUGCUGAGCUGGCUGGCGGACACCGAGGAGCUCAUCUCCAACCAGAAACCUCCCUCUGCGGAGUACAAGGUGGUGAAAGCCCAGAUCCAGGAGCAGAAGCUGCUCCAGCGACUCCUGGACGAUCGCAAAGCCACCGUUGAGAUGAUCCAAGCGGAGGGAGGGAGGAUCGCGCAGUCGGCUGAGCCUGCGGAUCGGGAGAAGAUCGUCGGCCAGCUGGAGAGCCUGGAGCGCCGCUGGGCAGGGCUGCUGGGCCGGGCGGCCGGCAGGCAGAAGCAGCUGGAGGACAUCUUGGUCCUGGCAAAGCAGUUCCACGAAACCACGGAGCCCGUGUCGGACUGGCUGUCGGUGACGGAGAAGAAACUGGCCAACUCGGAGCCCAUCGGUACCCAGACUGCCAAAAUCCAGCAGCAGAUCAGUCGGCACAAGGCUCUAGAGGAAGAGAUAGAGAGCCACGCGGCCAACGUGUCUCAGGCGGUCGGUGUCGGGCAGUCCCUCUCCUCCCUGAGCUGUGCCGCUGAGCGGAGGCUGCUGGCAGAGAAGCUUGACUCUCUGCAGACCCGCUACGGCGAGGUCCACAACCGGUGCUGCCGGAAGGCAGCGCUGCUGGAUCAGGCGCUGGCUAACGCCAGGCUCUUUGGGGAGGAGGAGGUGGAAGUGCUCAACUGGCUGGCUGAGGUUGAGGACAAGCUCGGCUCGGUAUCCGUAAAGGAUUACAAACAGGACGUCCUGCAGAAGCAGCAUGCCGACCAGCUGGCUUUGAAUGAGGAAAUUGUGAACAGGAAGAAGAAUGUGGACCAAGCCAUCAGAAACGGGCAAGCUCUUCUGAAGCAAACCACAGGGGAGGAGGUGUUGCUGAUCCAGGAGAAGCUGGAUGGAAUUAAGACCCGCUAUUCGGACAUCACCGCUGCCAGCUCCAAGGCGCUGCGCACACUGGAGCAGGCUCGGCAGUUGGCCACCAAGUUCCAGUCCACACACGAGGAGCUCACCGGCUGGAUGAGCAAAGUGGAGGACGAGCUGGCUUCCAGCGGGGGACAGUCCCCCGCUGGCGAGCAGAUACCCCAGUUCCAGCAGAGGCAAAAGGAGCUGAAGAAGGAGGUGAUGGAGCACCGGCUCAUCCUGGACACGGUGAACGAGGUGAGCCGAGCUCUCUUGGAGCUGGUUCCCUGGCGAGCCCGCGAGGGGCUGGAUAAACUCGUGUCGGACACCAAUGAGCGCUACAAGCUGGUCAGUGACACCGUCAAGCAGAGGGUGGAAGAAAUCGAUGCUGCUAUUCAGAGGUCUCAACAGGCUUUUUCCAUCGACAUUAUUCGGCACAAAGACUCUAUGGAUGAACUGUUCAGCCAGCGCAACGAGAUCUUCGGGACGUGUGGGGAGGAACAAAAAGCUGUUCUCCAGGAGAAAACCGAAUCCCUGGUGCAACAGUAUGAAGCCGUGAGCCAGCUCAACUCGGAACGCUAUGCUCGCUUGGAGCGCGCCCAGGUCCUGGUCAACCAGUUCUGGGAGACCUACGAGGAGCUGAACCCCUGGAUCGAGGAGACGCAAGCCCUCAUCUCCCAGCUGCCCCCUCCGGCCAUCGAUCACGAGCAGCUCAAGCAGCAGCAGGAGGACAUGAGGCAACUGAGAGAGUCCAUUGCUGAACAUAAGCCUCAUAUUGACAAGCUGCUGAAAAUUGGGCCGCAGCUCAAGGACCUCAACCCUGAGGAAGGGGAGAUGGUGCAGAAAAAAUACUCUACAGCUGAGGCCAUGUAUGCCAAAAUCAAGGAGGAGGUGUGCCAGCGGGCUCUUGCGCUCGACGAAGCUGUCUCACAGUCUACCCAGAUUACGGAGUUCCACGAUAAAAUUGAGCCCAUGCUGGAGACGCUGGAGACCCUCUCCUCCCGCCUGCGCAUGCCGCCCCUCAUCCCCGCCGAGGUCGAUAAGAUCCGGGAGUGCAUCAGCGAGAACAAAAACGCCACCGUGGAGCUGGAGAAGCUGCAGCCCUCUUUUGAGGCCCUGAAACGCCGUGGGGAAGAGCUGAUCGGCCGAUCGCAGGGAACGGACAAGGACCUGGCAGCAAAAGUAAUCCAGGAUAAGUUGGAUCAGAUGGUCUUCUUCUGGGAAGACAUCAAAGCUCGGGCAGAGGAACGUGAAAUGAAGUUCCUUGAUGUCCUGGAGCUUGCAGAGAAGUUCUGGUACGACAUGGCAGCCCUCCUGACUACCAUCAAAGACACGCAGGAGAUUGUUCAUGACCUGGAGAGCCCCGGCAUUGACCCCUCCAUCAUCAAGCAGCAGGUGGAAGCAGCAGAGACUAUUAAAGAGGAGACGGAUGGCUUGCAUGAAGAGCUGGAGUUCAUCCGACUCCUUGGAACUGAUUUGAUUUUUGCCUGUGGCGAAACUGAGAAACCAGAAGUGAAGAAGAGCAUUGAUGAGAUGAACAACGCGUGGGAAAAUCUAAACAAAACGUGGAAAGAGAGGCUGGAAAAGCUGGAAGAAGCCAUGCAGUCGGCUGUGCAAUACCAAGAUACACUUCAAGCCAUGUUUGACUGGCUGGAUAACGCCGUGAUCAAACUCUGCAACAUGUCUCCUGUCGGCACUGACCUCAGCACGGUUAAGGAGCAAAUGAAUGAGAUGAAGGAGUUUAAAAUGGAGGUUUACCAGCAGCAGAUUGAGAUGGAAAAGCUUAAUCACCAAGGUGAACUGAUGCUAAAAAAAGCUACAGAUGAGACAGACAGAGACAUCAUAAAGGAACCACUGACGGAGCUGAAACAUCUCUGGGAGAAUUUGGGCGAGAAAAUUGCUCACAGACAGCAUAAGUUAGAAGCCGCUCUCCUGGCACUCGGCCAGUUCCAGCACGCAUUGGCGGAGCUGAUGGCCUGGCUGACCCACACCGAGGAGCUACUCGACGCACAAAAACCCAUCAACGGAGACCCAAAAAUCAUCGAGGUUGAACUCGCAAAGCACCACGUGCUGAAGAACGAUGUCCUGGCCCACCAAGCGACCGUGGAGACCGUGAACAAAGCGGGCAACGAGCUGCUGGAGUCGAGCGCAGGGGACGAUGCGAGCAGCCUGCGGAACCGCCUGGAGAAGCUGAACUCGUGCUGGGAGUCGGUGCUGCAGAAGACGGAGGAGAGGGAGCAGCAGCUGCAGUCCACGCUCCAGCAGGCCCAGGGUUUCCAUGGUGAGAUUGAAGACUUCCUCCUGUGGCUAACGAGGAUGGAGAGCCAAUUGUCGGCAUCAAAACCCACAGGAGGUCUGCCAGAAACGGCCCGGGAACAACUCAAUGCCCACAUGGAGCUGUACGGCCAGCUCAAGGCCAAGGAGGACGUCUACAGUCAGCUUCUGGCCAAGGGGCGACUGAGGCUGCUGGACCGCGACGGCUCGGGCUCCGGCUCAAAGACAGAGCAAAGCGUUGCGCUGCUGGAGCAGAAAUGGUGUCUGGUCAGCACCAAGAUGGAGGAGAGAAAGGCAAAGCUGGAGGAGGCGCUGGCCCUGGCCACCGACUUCCAGAACUCCCUCCAGGACUUCAUCAACUGGCUCACGCUGGCUGAGCAGAGCCUGAACAUCGCACCCCCGGCCAGCCUCAUCCUCAAUGCCGUGCUGGCCCAGAUUGAUGAGCACAAGGUGUUUGCCAACGAGGUGAACGCUCACCGGGAUCGGAUCAUUGAGCUGGAUCAAACCGGGAACCAGCUGAAGUUUCUCAGCCAAAAGCAGGAUGUGGUGUUGAUCAAGAACCUGCUGGUGAGCGUCCAGUCCCGCUGGGAGAAGGUUGUCCAGCGCUCGGUGGAGCGGGGACGGGCUCUUGAUGAUGCCAGGAAGCGAGCCAAGCAGUUCCAUGAAGCUUGGAAGAAACUGAUUGAUUGGCUGGAGGAUGCGGAGAAUCACCUGGACUCGGAGCUGGAGAUUUCCAACGAUCCCGACAAAAUUAAGCUCCAGCUCUCCAAACACAAGGAGUUCCAGAAGACGCUUGGGGGGAAGCAGCCCGUCUACGACACCACCAUCAGGACGGGCAGGGCCCUCAAAGAAAAAGCCUUGCUUCCAGAUGACACUCAAAAGCUGGACAAUUUACUGGGAGAAGUCCGGGAUAAGUGGGACACGGUGUGUGGCAAAUCUGUGGAAAGGCAGCACAAGCUGGAAGAAGCCCUCUUGUUCUCUGGCCAGUUCAUGGAUGCGCUGCAGGCCUUGGUGGACUGGCUCUACAAGGUGGAACCCCAGUUAGCUGAAGACCAGCCUGUCCAUGGUGACCUGGAUCUGGUCAUGAACCUGAUGGAUGCUCACAAGGUCUUCCAGAAGGAGCUGGGAAAGCGCACGGGGACAGUCCAGGUGCUCAAGCGCUCUGGCCGGGAGCUCAUUGAGAACAGCCGGGACGACACAACCUGGGUGAAGGUGCAGCUCCAGGAGCUGAGCAACCGGUGGGACACGGUGUGCAAGCUGUCCGUCUCCAAACAAACCCGCCUGGAGCAGGCCUUGAAGCAGGCGGAGGAGUUCUGACGCACACAAGGUAGCAGGGAGCUCGGAAGCUCAACCCAAGCAAAAUGUACGGCGAGGGGGGGGAGGGAGAAUAUUGCAAAAUCGUUCAUUUGGGCCUUUCAGGAGUUCAUGAAGAAAGUGGAGGAGAAGAGAGCGGACGUGAACGCGGCGGUGGGCAUGGGGGAGCUCAUCCUGGCCGCCUGCCAUCCCGACUGCAUCACCACAAUCAAACACUGGAUCACCAUCAUCCGAGCCAGGUUCGAGGAGGUUCUCACGUGGGCGAAGCAGCACCAGCAGAGAUUGGAGUCUGCGCUUUCCGAGCUGGUGGCGAACGCAGAGCUUCUGGAAGAGCUCCUGGCUUGGAUCCAGUGGGCUGAGACAACCCUGAUCCAGCGGGACCAGGAGCCCAUGCCACAAAAUAUUGAUCAGGUCAAAGUCCUCAUCUCUGAACACCAGUCCUUUAUGGAGGAGAUGACACGGAAACAGCCAGACGUGGACCGGGUCACGAAGACGUACAAGAGGAAAGCUACUGAGCCCCCCCACGGGCCUUUCAUCGAGAAGUCCCGCAGCAACAGAAAGUCCUUGAGUCAGGCCGCUCCCCCCAGCAUGCCCAUUAUCACCCAGUCGGAAACGAAGAACCCCCGGAUAAACCAGCUCUCGGCGCGCUGGCAGCAGGUCUGGCUGCUGGCGCUGGAGCGGCAGCGGAAGCUCAACGAUGCCCUGGACAGACUGGAGGAGUUGAAGGAGUUUGCAAACUUUGACUUCGACGUCUGGCGGAAGAAGUAUAUGCGCUGGAUGAACCACAAGAAAUCCCGCGUCAUGGACUUCUUCCGGCGCAUUGACAAAGACCAGGAUGGGAAGAUCACCCGGCAGGAGUUUAUCGAUGGCAUCCUGGCCUCUAAAUUCCCCACCACGAAGCUGGAGAUGACCGCGGUGGCCGAUAUCUUUGACCGUGACGGCGACGGCUACAUCGAUUACUAUGAGUUUGUGGCUGCUCUCCAUCCCAACAAGGAUGCCUACCGCCCCACCACUGAUGCCGACAAGAUCGAAGAUGAGGUCACCAGGCAAGUGGCCCAGUGCAAGUGUGCCAAGAGAUUUCAAGUGGAGCAGAUCGGCGAGAACAAAUACCGGUUCGGCGAUUCCCAGCAGCUGCGGCUGGUCCGUAUCCUGCGGAGCACGGUCAUGGUUCGUGUCGGCGGAGGAUGGAUGGCCCUGGAUGAAUUUUUAGUGAAGAAUGAUCCUUGCAGAGCACGAGGACGGACCAACCUUGAACUCAGAGAGAAAUUCAUCUUGCCGGAGGGAGCCUCCCAGGGAAUGACACCGUUCCGAUCGCGAGGCCGAAGAUCAAAACCAUCCUCCCGGGCAGCCUCCCCAACGCGAUCCAGUUCCAGUGCCAGCCAGAGCAACCACAGCUGCGCCUCCAUGCCAUCCUCUCCCGCAACUCCGGCCAGCGGAGCCAAGGUGACCCCCUCCCCAGGCAGCAAGCUGAAGCGACCCACCUUCCACUCCAGCCGAACCUCCCUGGCUGGGGACACCAGUAACAGCUCCUCACCAGUCUCUACAGGUGCCAAAACCAGUCGGGCAGGUAAGUUGGGUGCAAAGACCAAAAAACUCCUCCUGCUGCUCUUCCUCCUUGGUGGCUUGGAUUGGCAGAGAAAAUAUAAAAUGUUUCGGGAACCCGGCGGCUCGCGCCGGGGGAUGGCCAAGCCCUCCAAAAUCCCAACCAUGUCCAAGAAAACAACCACUGCCACCCCAAAAACUCCAGGCCCUAAAAGAUAAUACUGUACCCACGCCCUCCUGAAAGAAAGAAAACCCAACCUGUGUCCAGUUUUUAACCCUGCUCCGUACAUUGGAUGUAUAUUUAUUCUAAAUGGGAGAAACUAUAUUGUUAAAAGUGUAAAAGAAAGUUGUGUUAUGAAGCUGCCUUAUUUGGGUUUUGGUUUUUUUUUUUUUUGUUUUUCCUUUUUUGUAAGUUACUAUUUUCAUGUGAAUAUUUAUGUAGAUAAAAAUCGCCUCUCGGUGACCCCUGUUUAGAGAGGGGCCUGGAAAACUGAAAUUGUGGGAGAGAAAGAAAAAAGAAAAAAAAAAAAGAAAAAGGAAAAAAAAAAAGGAAAGCAAAAAAAGGUCAAGAUGUGAAAGUGUAAAGAAAAACUAAAAUAUAAAUAGGAUUUCUGCGCGGUGCAGGGUGCGAACCUGCUUUAUCUUUUAGGAUUGUUUCCUAAAUGCAUCUUUAUAAACUUAACUUGCUGUCUCAGCAAGGUAAAUUAUAUUUAAAAACAAAGACCUGAAUCCUGCAGUGUUCAAGGAACUCUCUUUUUGUAACUCACAGAUACCUCAACCAGAGAAACGUGAGGUGAGGGGACUUGGGGCUUCUGUUUCCAUUUUUUUAAAGCUAUGUGGUUUUACCUGAAGAAAGCGGAGUUUAACUUAAUAAAAUUUGCACACACUA